GGGCGUCGGCGGUCGCGAGUCACCCCAGUCACCGCUCGACGCUGCAACGGCGGGGACUAAUGGGGGGACGGGGGCCCCGGCUCCUGCUUCCGCUGCGGGCCAUUCACCCGCGAAUGGAAUACACGGUGCGAGAUGCUCUCCCCUCCGCUGCCAGCUCGACACCGGACUCCUCCCACCGGUGGAGGCUAGCUGCGGAGCCCACUGCGGCUCCGCGCAGAUUCCAAGGGAACGGAGAUCAUGCUAAUCGAGAGCACCGGUGGUUAAUGCAAGUCCCCAACACGGCAUCGCCGCCUGUCCGCGAUUGGAGUCCCAUCGAGGCGCUAGACGGAACUCAAUUACCACAAUCUUCCGAAUAUGGGCGCGGCCACGAGGUCGGUUCGUCCACGCUCACAGCCGGCGAGCGCUGUGAAUCGCGCAUCUGGAAUAUCGCAAAUCCCGGAGCUUUCACGGCGCGGGCGCUGUGCACCCGCCGCCUCCAUCUACAUUGCCUUGCGACAUUGCUGUAAAUGUCCGCUCGGUAGCUUCACGACACACUAGGGCGACCUCGAACACAAUAGCGACGCAGCUGUGGACCCGGCAGGCCGUGUAUCUAUGGCCGCGUUCUCACGGUGCAAUAAUUGUACCCCCCGGCGCUGUCGAAGCAUACCGUAUAAGUCCUUUCAGCGCACCGGGGCAUCUCGUCGAAUUCCCCAGUGAUUGGUGAUCUUCAGCGUUUGUUCUUAGGGGGGUUGUGGCACUGCGACUGCAGUCCGUAUAUAACCGCGCUGUCCUUGUAUGUGGUAGUCCUUGCUCUGAGCCUCCCAACUCUCCCCCCAUCUCAUCUUCCCUCGUCAAUCC
Trametes versicolor FP-101664 SS1 is the source of this 837-nucleotide messenger RNA. RefSeq lists its product as uncharacterized. Bases 60 to 506 code for a protein of 148 amino acids. The record is from RefSeq and is a predicted model, not a curated record. Lineage: Eukaryota; Fungi; Basidiomycota; Agaricomycetes; Polyporales; Polyporaceae. The transcript has 2 exons.